GCUGGGAUAUGCCACGCCCAGAAGAGCUGAGAUUAACAGAGUACGGUUCAGAAGACAGUGAUUACGAUGAGGACAUCUUCAACAACUCUAUCAUACACAGCUAUGAGAAAAAGAAGAGCAGAUGUACUAGAGGUAAGAUCUGCGGAGUGACCAUGUUGGGUGUUACCCUACUCCUGACCUCAAUAGUAGUCACAGUCACAGUUUACCCCUACUUCCCCCGGUCAUGUGACACAGCUACUGGUCUCCUGCCUGGUGAUAUUAUCCCUGUACACUAUGAUCUUUGGCUAUAUCCUGAUCUUACCACCUUAACUUUCCAAGGAAAAGUUGAGAUACAGAUAAAGGUGCUCAAAAGAACGAAAUGUAUCGUGUUGAACUCACUCGACCAAAACAUAACGGAUAUUAAACUGAAGCAGAAGGACGGGACCCUGCUUAUGACAGAGGACUUCUCUUUUGUAUCAGAGCACGAGUUUCUAGUGAUUCCUCUGCGAGCGAAGCUAGAGGAAGAGGAUUACACACUGGUGAUAGAGUACGAGGCGGAGGUGCGGCACGCCCUCAAGGGUUUCUACCGCUCUUAUUACACAACCAGUUCCGGGGAGAAGAGAGUUGCAGCAGUGACUCAGUUCGAGGCGUCGUACGCGCGCCACGCCUUCCCCUGCUUUGACGAGCCUCAGUAUAAAGCCACAUUUACCAUCUCCAUCGUGAGGGACACGGAGCAUACAGCUCUCAGUAACAUGCCAAAGAACGCGACAGUAGCAUACGGAGAGGGUGGUUUAUUGUUGGACACGUUCGAGAAAAGUGUUAAAAUGAGUACUUAUUUAGUUGCUUUUAUGGUUAUGGACUUCACAAGUCGAUCAACUACCACAUCUUCUAAUGUGCUGAUACGGAUCUGGUCUCGCUCGGAAACCGAACACCAGACUGAGUACGCUUUGGAAUGCGCUAAGAAACUCCUGGAGUACUACGAGGGCUUAUUUGGAAUUCCAUUCCCUCUUCCUAAACAAGAUCUGGUAGCAGUGCCUGACUUUAACAGCGGUGCCAUGGAGAACUGGGGGUUAAUUACCUACAGAGAAACCAGUAUAUUGUACGACAAAAAAGAGACCAGUAACUCAUUUAAAAGACGUGUUGUGAGUGUUAUUGCGCACGAACUGGCCCAUCAGUGGUUCGGCAAUCUCGUCACUAUGAAGUGGUGGAAUGAUCUGUGGCUAAAUGAAGGGUUCGCUAGCUACAUGGAGUACGUUGCCAGUGAUGUGGUAAAACCUGAGAUGGGCAUGCAAAUGUACCUACAGAAGAAUGGAAUGCAGCGUGCUUUAAGUGCUGACUCCUUCUCAAACUCUCACCCAAUUUCAAGUGAGGCUAACAACCCAGCGUCAAUUGCGGAGAUGUUUGACGCUAUUUCUUACAGAAAGGGGGCAUGUAUAAUACGUAUGUUGAACGAAGUUUUGGGAGAUAAGUUGUUCUACGAGGGUAUCAACAGUUACCUCACUACAUACGAGUAUUCCAACGCGGAGCAAGGUCAACUCUACACCGCUAUUAACGAGACUGCUAAACACAUGGAUCAAGCAAUAGACAUCGGCGAGUUCAUGGGAAGUUGGACGCUACAGAUGGGUUACCCUAUAGUUCAUGUGAAACUAACUGGAGAAAACAAAGUCCAGAUUUCUCAGACGAAAUACAAGUUCCCCGGCGAAGUGGAGACUGAGUCCCCCCUCGGUUAUAAGUGGCACAUACCGUUCUGGUACCAAACAAACGAGGAAACUGGAAGCAACAACUUCCUCUGGGUAUCUGAAGACUCGGUAGAGUUUGAGACAAAAGAGAACACCAAGUGGAUCCUGGGAAACUCUCUAGCAAGAGGCUUCUACAGAGUCAACUACGAUGCGGAGAACUGGGGCAAGAUUAUAGAUUUACUACACAACAGUCAUACAGUAUUUCAUGAAGUGGACAGGAUGAAGAUUAUAGACGAUUUGACGUCCAUCAGCCAGGUAGUAGAUGAUGUGGAUAUAACACUGGCGCUUGAAGCAAGCUUGUACUUGAGGAAUGAGUUAUCUCUGUACACUCUUACAGGAAGUCUUACCUCACUUUCUAGAAUCAUUGGUAAGCUAGCGGUGCUUGAAGAGUACGGUGACGAGAUCAACUCCUUCUUUCUCCACAUAAUGGAACCUGUCGUUAAGAGGAUAGGAUUGGAGCCUAAAGAAGACGAUGACUUUCAAACAGGGUUGUUCCGCGGGGAGAUCCUGACAGAAGUAGCUCAACACGGUUACCAGCCAGCUGUAGAUUAUGCACACAAGCUGUAUCAAGAACACAUCUCUACUGGACAACAGGUGGAAGCUAAUCUGUACGCUUUUGUGUACGCGACAGUAGCUAUGAACUGUACCGAGAAGGAGUGGGAGGCUAUUUUCCAGGAGUACACUAAGGAAUCCCUGCAGAGCAAGCAAAGAUAUCUCAUGAAGGCGUUAGCGUCCACUUUUAAUGUGGACAUCGUCAAGAAACUCCUCAAAUACACCAUGGAUGAGAAGAUGAUCAGAAGACAAGACGCCAGGAUUGUUCUGAUGCACAUAUCUAUGGGAAGCUACCCGGCCAACUACGCUACCUGGGACUUUCUCAGAGAGAACUGGGCCUUCUUCUAUGAAGAGUUUGGUCACACUAACUCAGGGUUCGACCUGCUCAUAGAAUCUGUUAUCGGCCAGUUUUACAAAAAGGAAGAUAUAGAUGAAGUUAACAAGUUCUUUGAUAACAAGGACGAUUUGGGCAGCAUUGAGAGAGGAGUUAAAAAGGGUCUAGAAGCAGCCUCACAUCGGAGAGAGUGGUUGAAGAAACAUAAAGAGCAUGCUGGAGGCUGGUUAAAAGUUAACUUCCCCCGAGACUAGAGCAGAUAUCCCGCUCUCCAGUUACAAACUUUUUCUCUCUUCAGUCUUCACUUGUCAGCCGACAACAUCCAGUUAAAACAUGCCUCAUCACUAAUUGUUGACGCCGGAAUAAUGUAAUUGUGUCUGAUUUGCGGGACGAUUAGGGCUGUUUUCAGUAAAUUAUUAUGUCAAUUAAAAGAAUUCCAAAUAAGCGUGCCACGUGAUCUGUUAAUUAAAACAUACUCAGUAUAUUUGAAAUGGUGUUAAUUUUGUUAUUAUGUAUCAGGAGGAAAAGCUUGUAAAUUUGGACAAAUUUAGUAUUGUAAAUUAGGAUUGAUUUGGAAAGCAUUCUUAAAGCUGACGUAUGUUAUUAGUAAUUUAAAUUAGAAGAAUAGUUCUUGAUUUAAUUUAGGAGUGUCCGUGUUGUAUCUUCAUUCACCACAAAUGUUUUAACUUAAUUUUGCAUCCUGUUUUGUUUUAAUCUUUAUUUAAAUUUGUGUAUUAUGAUGAAAUAUUUAUUCAGCUGGCUGGAACAGCUAAGAUUAUUUUAUCAUCGUCGAACCCGCGGAGUGAUUUGAUUUUAAAUUAUGAAAGCAGGUUUAGGUUUCUGACGGCGACGAUAUUAGUCGUUGCAUCACAAAGCAAGUGUUAAGCCAGAAGAUUCACGAGUCUUCGCGGUUUCAGAAAGUUUUGUUUAUUUUGGAUCAAGAUGAAAUUGUAUCUAAUUUGUCUUGUUUAGUUUUUCUGCAGUUUAUUCUUUUUUUUUGCAUUUCCAAAUUCUUCCCGAUGAAAAUAAAAAAAUUGUAAGUAGACUCCUUAUUGGAUAUAUUUCGCAGAAUCAGGAACAUUUUUAUUGGAUUUGAGUUUAAAUUAAAAGUUUUAACCGGUGCUCGAGUAAGCAGUUCACGAGUGAUAUUAAACACUCUACACUCUACACCCGAUAUGAGGGGUCGUUCACAUAAUAAUUAAUAAUAAUAUUACGUAAUCACUUUUUGGACAAUUUUAACCCCCUCCCCCUCCGUAACCAGUUUUACGCAUAUCUAUUGACAUUGUGUUAAAAUUACGCUAGCGUAAUCAUUUGGAAACCCCCCUCCCCCUCGGCUGAUUAUUGAUUACGUAAUAUGUGAACAACCCCUAAUAUUAAAAUCAGUUCUUGAGGGGUUUAAAAACCACCGUUAUGUGAGCUGACGGCACCGGUUCAAAUGGAUUUAUACCGCUAAUCUGCUAUCUCUACUACCUGUGGAUCAAUUCUUGCUAUAUUUAUUUAAAUUGAUUUUGAUUGAAAUUUAUCUCUAUACAAAAAUGUAUAUUUAAAUACACACGAAUAUCAUAAUAAAUUGUAUAAUUUUAUGAUAUUAUAUUUUAUGUUUUAUGACACCAUGCUAAUUCACAAUUUAUUUCAGCUUCAAUGCUGAUACAAUUUAACAUUCGCAAUUACUAAUAGUAAUAUAAUAUGGUAACUUCAAACUCGGGAGAUCAAAUUGUUUUCAUCUCUCAAGACGAUGUUGUAUAGCGAAAACUAUUUCUGGUGUAUUAUUUGUCUAAUGUUUUAUUAAGUUUAGGCUCUCGUGUUAUAUUUGUUGUUUUGGAAAUUACGGGGUAUCAAUUUGUAUUUUCUCCAAUUUUCAUCUAAACGCAAAGCA
Bolinopsis microptera is the source of this 4480-nucleotide messenger RNA. Its product is annotated as endoplasmic reticulum aminopeptidase 1-like. The coding region runs from base 9 to 2858 and encodes 949 amino acids. The record is from RefSeq and is a predicted model, not a curated record. Gene Ontology annotation, molecular function: peptide binding; zinc ion binding; metalloaminopeptidase activity. The transcript has 21 exons. Gene Ontology annotation, cellular component: cytoplasm. Gene Ontology annotation, biological process: proteolysis; peptide catabolic process. NCBI's taxonomy places the organism in Eukaryota, Metazoa, Ctenophora, Tentaculata, Lobata, Bolinopsidae.